AUCAAUUAAUCCGGCGAUUCUCUCUCAAUGUGCUUAUGUUGAAUAAAAAUAUUGUGUUAUUCAUUUUUGUGUCAUUCGUUGUCACGAUAGGAUUGAAAUUACAUCAAAUAAAGUUAUUUUAAAAUUUUUUACUGUUUAAAAUUUCUGUACGAAUCGUUAAUUGAAGUUGUAUUUAAUUGGUGUGAUUGAAAACAAGUUGUAAUUAAUCAAAAAAAAAUAACGUUAGAAUGAUGGAUAUGAAGAAACUUCAGACGUUGAAACGGUCCAGGCUUAUACAACUAUGUUUCGCUAUCACAUUUUUCACGUCAGGGAUUAUUGUAAAUUUUGUACAAUGUAUUUUAUAUUUAACAUUACACAAAAUCAACAAGAGAUUAUACAGGAAGCUUAAUUGGUAUUGUUGUUAUAGCAUAUACUCACAAUUAGUAUUUAUGUGUGAUUGGUGGUCUGGAUCGGAAGUUAUCCUUUACGCAAACCAAAAAGAUUUCGAUAAUUAUUGGGGUAAAGAACAUGCUUAUUGCGUUAUGAAUCAUUCGUACGAAAUCGAUUGGCUCGUUGGGUGGAUGCUUUGUGAUCGGAUACAUAUGUUAGGGAACUGUAAGGCGUAUGCUAAAAGAGUUAUUCAAUACAUGCCGGUUUUGGGAUGGUGUUGGAAAUUCUCUGAGUUUGUUUUUCUUGAACGUUCAUUUGAAAAAGAUAGAGAAACUAUUAGGAAACAAGUUACUGAAUUAUCUGAACACCCUGAUCCUAUGUGGUUAUUAUUAUUUCCGGAAGGUACAAGAUUUACGGAAAAAAAGCACGCGAUUUCUUUAGAGUUUGCGCGCGAGAAAAAUUUACCUCAAUUAAAACACCAUCUCCUUCCAAGAACGAAAGGUUUCGUAGCUAGUUUACCGUCCAUGGUCGGAAAAGUACCCGCUGUUUACGAUAUUGAGCUUGCUUUCAAAGAAAAUGACACGGGAAGGCCGACGAUGACGGGUUUGUUGUUGGGUUAUCCAGUUACGGCGCAUUUGUAUAUGAAACGGAUUCCGAUGGAGGAUAUUCCAGCGACUGAGGAAGAACAAGAAGAGUUUUUGAGACAAUUAUUCAUUGAAAAGGAUAAAUUAAAAGAGAGUUUUAUAAACACAGGCGAUUUCUUCGAAACUUCCGGUAUCGAAAAGACUGCUGUAAUAAAAUUACCAAGGCGAGUAAAUUCUUUGGUGAAUAUCGCCGUUUGGUUCGUCGUUAUUCUCUGUCCAAUUGGAUAUUCUUUAAUUAAGUUAUUAUUUAGCGGGGAGUUGUUGUAUUUUUCAAUUGGAAUGAGUAUUAUUGGUAUAUUUUUUGUUCUUUUAAAUAAAACAAUUGGUAUGUCAAAAAUCAGUAAAGGAUCUUCAUAUGGAGCUAAUUCACCUAAAAAAGUGGAUUAAACUUUAAGAAAUCAACUAAAUUGGGGUGAUAAAAUGUUAUUUAAAACGUAUUUUCGAUGUGUACACAACAUUUUUUUUUGUAUUUCUUAGUUUUAUGUUAACAGCUUCAACUGUGUGUAAAACUUGUAAUUAAGUUAAUUUAUUAUUUUUAUUUUUGAGAGAUAAAAUGGAAAAAAAAACAUAUUUUUUUAGACAUCAAAUUUUCUUUUAUUUUAAAAAUUACAAAUUAUGUUUUUAUUGUGGUGUUUUCGAAGGGGUAUUUUGGAUGCAUUAAAAAAAUCGACAAUAACAUCUAAAAGUGGCUAAAAAUAAUCGAUUCUAAUCGUCGCUUUUGGUCUUUGGUUAAUGUAAAAUGUUUUGUUUUUAUAGUAAGGUAUAAUCAAUGGCUUAUUUCUUUUUUUUUUGUAUAAUCUCGAUUAAUCAAGUUAAUUUUAAUGCUAUAAUCGUUCAUUAAGUGUUGGUGUUCAAUGCAUUUUAGUUGAAUAGUGCCUUACUAUAAAUAAAUAAAUAAUCUAUUUAGAUCUUAAAUUAAUUGUGAUGAGAAAUUUGUAGAAUGUUUAGAUUUUAAAUCAAUGAUUUUAGAUCAAUGUUAUAUGGUCUCUAGUAUGUGAUCUUAAAUUUGAAUAUGAUCAAAUUGAUAAAUUGUACUGCGGUAACUAUAAAAGGUACAUUGUAAUUAUAAUGCUAUGGAGACAGAAAGCAGAAACAUUCCUACGAUUACCGCAGCAAUUAUACUAAAUAUUCUUCACAUAAACAGCAAUAGAUUAUAUUCCUGAUGUUGUAAACCAAAUUUAGGUGGUUUAGCUUAGCUUCAUUACGUUCUGAAUCAUUUUAUUCAAAAUACUACAUAAGACAAGUUGUGCUCUUUAUCUAAAAAUGAUACUAUAACUUAAACUGAGACAAAACAUAACUCAUUUUUGUUAAAUAUAUGUACUAUUAUUUAUUGCAGCUUGGUUUCUUUAUAAUUUUAUUUAAAUAUAAAAUAAAUACUCUUUGUUUUGAGGAAAAAAGGAAUAAGCCAAAGAUUUUCUUAACUUUCUUAACAGUGGCAGGGAUGGUACAAGAAUAAAAAAAACUGGUUAGAAUAUAUAAAUAUAAAAUAGAGUGUUUAUAUUUUUGCGCCUAUAUUUUCAAAAUGUUUCUAUUAAUUUCCUAAUUUUUAUUGUACAUUUUUAUUAUAAAGCGCAAAUUUUUGCACAACAAAAUAAGUUAAACUAACGUUUUUUUUUAUCAAUACGUUACUAUAAACAAUAAGCCUAAGAGCUGAGCUGGUGAUGACAAUUUUAUUUUUUAAUAAUUAUGUAUUUUAGAGUGGAUUCUUUCAAAAGAUGUGUUGUUUUUAAAAAGAUAUUAAAUCAUUCAUGUGAUUA
This is a messenger RNA of Onthophagus taurus, 2770 nucleotides long. RefSeq names its product 1-acyl-sn-glycerol-3-phosphate acyltransferase gamma. The record is from RefSeq and is a predicted model, not a curated record. Gene Ontology annotation, molecular function: 1-acylglycerol-3-phosphate O-acyltransferase activity. Lineage: Eukaryota; Metazoa; Arthropoda; Insecta; Coleoptera; Scarabaeidae. Gene Ontology annotation, cellular component: endomembrane system.